This is a messenger RNA of Aspergillus pseudotamarii, 1437 nucleotides long. RefSeq lists its product as uncharacterized. The transcript has 2 exons. Bases 1 to 1437 code for a protein of 478 amino acids. NCBI's taxonomy places the organism in Eukaryota, Fungi, Ascomycota, Eurotiomycetes, Eurotiales, Aspergillaceae. The record is from RefSeq and is a predicted model, not a curated record.
AUGAGUUCAAUAUCCGAACUGACAAAGAGAUCUCGGCGAAGUGCGCCGAAAGUCAAAACUGGUUGUCUUACGUGCAACACCGGCCGCCACUGCGACGGAUAUCCGUCCGACCACAUGCCUCUGAUGCAGAAGCGGGUUUGGAGGCCAGCCUCGAUUGACUCAUAUUGCAUCCCAUUCAAAGUACCUGGUAGCCAGGCCGAUAGGCAGCUGUUACACUAUUACUGCUGUCAGGCUGCAGAGAGCUUAUCGAGUUAUACCGAUCCGACCCUGUGGACCACUUUAAUCCUGCAAAGAAGCCAUCACGAGCCCGUCAUCCGUAAUGCACUGGUGACCUUAAGCUCUCUUUACCAAGAUCACCUAUCUGGGGAGUUAUCUUGCUACAACAAUGACAAUCUUCCACCUAUGAGCAUUUUACAGCGCAUCGCCAAGUGUCAUCGACAGCUGAGGAUAUAUCUUUCCUCCCCAGGUGCCUUGCCGGAAGUCGCGCUUACCUGCAGUGUUCUGUUUUAUGCCUUUGAGGCUCUCAUCGGCAAUACCCAGCAAGCAAUAAAACAUCUCGACCUUAGCCUGACGCUCUUACAACGAUGCCAGAAGGACUCCUCUCCAUCGACGUCCAAGCCCGAUGAUAUCGUUCCCCAUCUGGCAGCUUUGCUCUCAUGUCUGGACGUGCAAGCCAGCAUUUACGAUAAACAACGGGGACUUCCUAGACUCGUCUUGACAUCCCCCAGCGAAAUAUGCGGCACGCACAGCGUUGUACCCGAGGUUUUUAUGGAUGUCGCUCAGGGCGAGGCUGUGCUUCUAAAGCUUCAGAAUUGGAUAGCCAGACACCUCGCAAUUAAUGCCCGAGUCAAGCAUAAACCGUUAGCAGAAAUACCUCCAGACGUACUACAUGAGAGAAGGGUUCUAGAAGGGCAGCUUCAACGAUAUCUGACUGCGGUAGAUAAGCUAUAUCAGGGUAGCGAAGAAAAAGUCGCUAAGCGUAUACUGUUGUUGCGUAUACAAGCACGAAUGUACUACGGCGUGAUCAACUAUCGUUUCCCUUUGCCAUGCUCUGGACAGUCCAGCAUCAUCCAUUCACUAUCGCCGUUAACCGUUCGGUGCCCUCCAGGUCCCGACGAUUGGAUUGAUACUGCACUUUCGGAGAUAUCAGUUCUUCUUGAUACCUCCCCCCAAUAUACUGCUUACAGAAGUCGGCCCUUUACAUUAUCGACCCAGCUUGUUGGGGGCCUGCUACAUGCCUGUCUCAGGACGACUCGUCAGGACACAUUGAAGACUGCGCUGUCCCUCCUGCAACACCCCAACCUCCCAAGCCGAGACGGGCUGUGGGAUGCUAAAGCGACCGAAUCUGCCAUUCGCAGCCUUCUGGCGCAGUUCAGCGCAGAGCAUGAUGCAGAUGACAGACUCUUAUCCAUCUUGAUCUUAGAUGAAUCGGAUUAA